This is a messenger RNA of Alligator sinensis (Chinese alligator), 1230 nucleotides long. RefSeq names its product tripartite motif-containing protein 15-like. The record is from RefSeq and is a predicted model, not a curated record. Gene Ontology annotation, molecular function: protein binding. Lineage: Eukaryota; Metazoa; Chordata; Crocodylia; Alligatoridae.
AUGGUCCUGGCCCACAUCACCUGUAUCAGGGACCUCCUGGGCUAUGUCAAGCAGGGGCACUCCCUGUCCAAGUCCUGGGACUUCCUGGUCAACCUCCUCCUGGCCCUGGCCAAGGUGGUGGUGUAUCUUCCCAGGAAGGAGGCUCUGGCCAGGGGGGUCCCAGGGGACUGUGGGGCCACUGUCCUUUCACUUGAUAUCAGAAGCAUGCUGAGAAGGUGCGAGGAGGACCAGUUCCAACCACCAGAGGGGAUAUGCCCAGAACUGGAUAUGAGACUCAGCAUCUUGUCCCGAAAAAGUGUAGCUCUACAGGAGACUUUGAAGAAGUUUCAAGCACUUGACAGUUUGGAGUCUGCUGGCUUGGCGGAGGGCCAGAAGAUUGUGUCUGCGUUUGAGCGACUGCACCGGUUUCUGGAGGAACAAGAGCGACUCGUGCUGGCCGAGCUGGGAGAGGUGGAGAGCAGGAUUGAGAAGAGUCAGGGGGAGACUGUCACCCAACUCUCCGAGGAGAUUUCCCAUCUCACCAACCUGAUCAGGGAGCUGGAGGGGAAGUGCCAGCAGGCAGCCAGUGACCUGCAGGAUAUCAGAAGCAUGCUGAGAAGGUGCGAGGAGGACCAGUUCCAACCACCAGAGGGGAUAUGCCCAGAACUGGAUAUGAGACUCAGCAUCUUGUCCCGAAAAAGUGUAGCUCUACAGGAGACUUUGAAGAAGUUUCAAGUGGUGGUGACUCUGGAUCCAGACACAGCAAAUCAUGACCUCGUCGUGUCUACGGAUCAGAGUUUGAGAUGGGCAAUCACACGGCGGUAUCUGCCCAACAGUCCUGAGAGAUUUGACUCUGAGCUGUGUGUGCUGGGCCGUGAGGGGUUCACCUUGGGUAGAUGCUGCUGGGAGGUGGAGGUGGGGGCAAGGGCCUGGGCCGUGGGGGUCGCCAGAGAGUCUGUGAGGAGGAAAGGAGGGAUCAGAUUUAGCCCCGAGGAGGGGAUCUGGGCUGUGCAGCGCUGUCGAAAUCAGCUCCGGGCUCUCACAGCCCCUGCUCGCACCCCCCUGUCCCUGCGCCUGGUGCCCAGGAGGGUGCGGGUCUGUCUGGACUGUGCAGCGGGACUGGUGUUGUUUCUUGAUGCUGACACUGAGGCCACGAUCUUCACCUUCCCGCCAGCCUUGUUUGCUGGGGACAAAAUCCGGCCCUGGUUCUGGGUGUGGGGGGUUGGAUCCAACCUCAGACUGUGCUAUUGA